AUGCCAACCUGGCGUGAACUUCCUGCUGAGAUUCUGGAAAAUGUAUUCAGUUAUGUUAAGCAAGACUGGAGAUAUAAACCAAGCUGGUUAACACAAUAUCAGUUGACUUGUAAAAGUUGGAGUCAGACUGCAAGGGAAUGUCUGUAUGGUGAAAUCACGUUUGAUAGCGCCACAAUAAUCGAAAAGUUUAUCAAGUGUAUGCAAAAUAGUCAUUCAGGGUGGUUUACUAGAACGAUAACUUUUUAUGGCAACGAAGGCAGUAGAUUUAGAAGAACUCCAAAAGAUUAUGAAUCAACACUUUGGAGCUUCCCUUCACAGAAUCUUUUUGAGCUUGCCAAAGUCUGUCCAGCCGUAGACCGUGUUAAAGGUGAGCUUACUGGCCGUGAUCAAUGGCUUGCUCUUGAUACUAUUACAACAACAUGCUGGCAAAACAUCAAAGAGCUCCCUUAUCCUAUACGACCUGAUUUAGAGAAUGACGAUGGGCUUCCUUACUACGUCGAGAUUGCCAUUGCUUGCCGCCAGAAACUGACUCAUUUGUAUUGGCCACGAUAUUCCUCUUAUGCUGCUGUUUUAUCCCCUCAGUUACCAACCUUUAACAACUUGACACACCUGGCUGUGAAUGAUGUUUCUUGUUCAGUUCUCAUGGACUAUGAUGAGAUUAUUCAGUGUUGCCCAAAUUUAAUAUCUUUAAGCUCACAUUGUGUCAAAUAUGAUUGGAACAUAAAUAUACCAGACAAUUAUUCGGAGAACUACGACAUGUCCUCGAUACAGCCACACAAUAAAGUCAAGAAGCUAGAUGUGACGCUCCUCUUUCAUAAAGAUGUCCUUCGUUAUGUUAUUCACAAGUUUCCCAACCUAGACACUCUCACCUUGAGAAUUUGUUAUGAUAUAGUGCUGUUUACUGACUGGAGACUCGACCUAGAAAGUUACUUUGCAGAAAAUGGAAAUGAGCUCAUGAAAUACCUGGCUAAAUUUCAUGAUUAUGAAUUCUAUGCACCAAUUGGAUCCUCUCUGGUUGAGAACUACAUAAGAUUUACGCCCAAUGUAGACAUCCUAAUUCGUGUAGGCUACAUAACUUCAGAGCUUACUCUUUGUAAAAAUGCAAUGACCUUCAAAUGUGAAGAUACAAAAGAAGAGAGAGAAAGUCUCAAGCGAAUAUUUAGCAAUUAUUAUCAAAACAUAAAUAACUACUCCUUAGAGUAUUUUGGGAAAUCCAAAGAUAUCAUAGCAUGGAUUGAAGAUAGCCUCGAAGCGUGUAAAGAGCUGCACACUUUCCAUCUUGACGCUGAUUGCUUACGUUUACCGUCAGAAGCAGCAAUGACAGCAGGGGCACCAUUAAAUUCUUCUGUGAAAACGCUCUCAUUGGAUGUACAAGAAAUAGAGAAUGGAUCACUUGCCGCCUAUGCACGCUUACUGCCAGCAUUACACAAUCUAAUCAUCUCGCAUAAAUCCUCCCAAAAGACAACAAAGUAUAUAAUAGAAAUGCCAGACACUUCUUUUGAUCACUUAAGCCUCAAGCUUCAUAACUGUGAAUACUCGUGUAGUCAUGACAAAAGCAACUUAAUGAAGCAGGCAAUUUUAAUAGCUACAACAAAGAAGUCGGGAAAGAAGCAAUGCUUUAUAGACAUGACAUCAGGAAAUGGAGUAAUAAGGAAAUAUGAACCAUUUAAAGAUAGUCCCCGUUUUGUAAUUAUUCUCAAUUGCCAGUCUAUUGAUUAUUUUUCUUUGUCUGUUGAUUAUGAUGCUUCUUCUAUUAUAGAGUGCCAGAUUAGAAAGUGUUCUUUAUUUUUAUAA
Messenger RNA from Rhizopus microsporus ATCC 52813, 1794 nucleotides. RefSeq lists its product as uncharacterized. The record is from RefSeq and is a predicted model, not a curated record. The transcript has a single exon. Bases 1 to 1794 code for a protein of 597 amino acids. Lineage: Eukaryota; Fungi; Mucoromycota; Mucoromycetes; Mucorales; Rhizopodaceae.